Molecule: messenger RNA, 715 nt
Organism: Corythoichthys intestinalis (scribbled pipefish)
Lineage: Eukaryota; Metazoa; Chordata; Actinopteri; Syngnathiformes; Syngnathidae
Product: dynein light chain roadblock-type 2-like
Exons: 4
Coding region: 228-518 (96 amino acids)
Biological process (GO): microtubule-based movement
Cellular component (GO): centrosome; cytoplasmic dynein complex; cytoplasm
Molecular function (GO): dynein intermediate chain binding
Source: RefSeq, a predicted model, not a curated record
CCACGCUGAGCAACACUAGAGGGUGAACGACCACAUUUUCUACCGCUGGCUCCGGCAUUUUAAUCUUUGCUCCUGUGACGGACACCAACACAAAAAGUGCUUGAAAACAACCUGGGCUAUUCUGCACUUCCGCUGAGAGGUGACGUCAUUUCCUCGGUGAGUGACGUCACUUCUGUUUCUAUUGGCAACUUGGGCAAACCGGAGACAGACGGGCGGUCGCCAAUAAAAUGGCAGAAGUUGAGGAAGCUCUCCAAAGAGUGGAAGCUCAUCCCAGUGUGUUUGGAACCAUAGUUGCAAAUGCAGAAGGCGUUCCAGUUCGAUCAACAUUCGAGAACUCCAAGGCUGCAAAGUACGCGGGACUACUUCGACACCUCACCUUGAUGGCAACCAGCACGGUGAGGGACAUCGACCCUCAGAACGACCUCACCGUCCUCCGCAUUGGCACCAAGAACCAAGAAAUAAUGAUUGCACCUGAGAGUGAUUCUCUUGUGAUCGUCCUCCAGAGGUGUGAUGGCUGACAGGUGCCUUCUUUAUGCGUCAUAUAUCGCUGCUAAGAAAUCCAGGAGAUGCUGGUUUCUGUACUAGCAAGACAAAAACACCUGAAAUCCAGCAAGGUUCUGGUGGAUUUCUAAUGUUUUGGUACUGGUUUUGCUGGUACAGAAACCAGCAUAUGCUGGAUUUCUUAGCUGCGAGGGAAUUGUUUAUUUGUGGUGUG